Pistacia vera is the source of this 2747-nucleotide messenger RNA. Its product is annotated as digalactosyldiacylglycerol synthase 1, chloroplastic. The transcript is spliced from 7 exons. Gene Ontology annotation, biological process: galactolipid biosynthetic process. Gene Ontology annotation, molecular function: digalactosyldiacylglycerol synthase activity. Lineage: Eukaryota; Viridiplantae; Streptophyta; Magnoliopsida; Sapindales; Anacardiaceae. Gene Ontology annotation, cellular component: chloroplast outer membrane. The coding region runs from base 91 to 2454 and encodes 787 amino acids. The record is from RefSeq and is a predicted model, not a curated record.
UCUCCUGUCUCGGUUUCUAUUAAAAAACAUUUCUUAGAAAUUCAAAUAAUUAAAAGAAAAAACAAACUGAAAAAAAAAAAAACACACGGCAUGGAGAACGAGAGGCCAGGCGCUUCUACGACGUCUUCUAACGCGUUCUCAUUUAUAUCGAAGAGCUGGCGAGAGGUGCGUGACUCGGCGGACGCUGAUUUGCAGUUGAUGAAGAACCGAGCCAACUCAUUCAAGAAUUUAGCGAGUUCUUUCGACAGAGAGCUCGAUAAUUUCUUCAAUUCGGCGUCGACGUUCUCAGUGUCGUCGAUUAAGUCGUCGCCGUCGCCGUCGGGGACGGAAAUCGACUUUGUUAAGAAAUUUCAGCCAAAAUUCUCGGAGUUCCGGCGAGUUUACUCGGCACCGGAGAUCAGUAAGCGUGUGCUGGAGAAGUGGGGACCACGCGCGAGGAUAAGGUUAGACCUGUCGGCGAUAAGGAAUGCGAUAGUAUCGGAGGUGGAUGAGGAGAGGGACAGAAAUGGAAUUAUUGAAUUUGAUAGGGGUAAAAGAGGGAGAGAGUUCUGGGGAGAGGGAGAGAGGGAAUGGGAGCCGAUAAGGACACUGAAGACUAGGCUGAGGGAGUUUGAGCGGAAGCGAGAGUUGUCUGUGGAGGACAUUUUUGGCGGGUUCAAGAGUAGUGAUUUUGUUGAGAAAGUGAAGUCUAGCUUGAAAGCAAUUUGCAAAGAGCCUCAGGAUUCAAAGGAGGUACCCCCACUGGAUGUACCAGAACUCUUGGCAUGUUUGGUGAGACAAUCAGGACCAUUUUUGGAUCAUCUUGGUGUUAGAAGAGAUAUAUGUGAUAAGAUAGUGGAGGGCUUGUGUAGCAAACGCAAAGAACAACUUCUGUUGCGCUCUCUAUCUGCAGGAGAAUCCACCUUACUUGAGAAUGAUAACAUAAAUGAUGAACUGGAUUUAAGGUUAGCCAGUGUCCUUCAAAGUACAGGACAUCAUUAUGAAGGUGGCUUUUGGACAGACUUUGCAAAGUAUGACCAGUCAGAGAAAAAAAGGCAUGUGGCCAUUGUCACAACUGCUAGUCUUCCAUGGAUGACUGGAACAGCUGUAAAUCCACUUUUUCGAGCAGCAUAUUUAUCAAAGACUGCACAACAAAAUGUCACACUAUUGGUUCCCUGGCUUUGCAAGUCAGAUCAAGAGUUAGUUUAUCCAAACAACGUCACUUUUAGUUCACCUGAAGAGCAGGAAAACUACAUACGUAACUGGCUCGAGGAAAGGGUUGGCUUUAAAGCUGGUUUUAAGAUCUCCUUUUAUCCUGGAAAGUUCUCAAAAGAAAGGCGUAGUAUAAUACCCACUGGGGAUACUUCUCAGUUUGUACCAUCAAAGGAUGCUGAUAUUGCAAUCCUGGAAGAACCAGAACACCUGAAUUGGUACCAUCAUGGUAAGCGCUGGACUGAUAAAUUCAACCACGUUGUUGGUGUUGUUCACACAAAUUACUUGGAAUAUAUCAAGAGGGAGAAAAAUGGGGCUCUUCAAGCUUUCCUUGUGAAGCACAUAAACAAUAUAGUCACAAGAGCAUACUGCCACAAGGUUCUUCGCCUUUCUGCUGCCACUCAGGAUUUACCGAAGUCUGUGGUUUGCAAUGUCCAUGGUGUAAAUCCAAAGUUCUUGAAAAUUGGUGAAAAAGUUGCUGCAGAAAGGGAACUAGGGCAGCAAGCCUUCUCAAAAGGAGCAUAUUUUCUAGGCAAGAUGGUCUGGGCAAAGGGAUACAGGGAGUUGAUAGAUUUGCUCGCAAAGCACAAGAAUGAUCUUAAUGGUCUCAAGUUGGAUGUUUUCGGUCACGGAGAGGAUGCACAUGAAGUUCAAAGUGCUGCUAAGAGGUUGGAUUUGAAUCUCAAUUUUCAGAGAGGAAGAGACCAUGCAGAUGAUUCUCUUCAUGGGUACAAGGUCUUCAUAAAUCCUAGUGUUAGUGAUGUGCUCUGCACAGCUACUGCCGAAGCACUUGCCAUGGGAAAAUUUGUAAUUUGUGCAGAUCACCCAUCAAAUGAAUUCUUUACGUCAUUUCCAAACUGUUUGACAUACAAGACAUCUGAAGAUUUUGUUGCCAAAGUGAAAGAAGCAUUGGAAAAUGAGCCUCAGCCUCUUACUCCUGAGCAAAGAUAUAACCUCUCAUGGGAGGCUGCCACCCAGAGAUUUAUCGAAUAUUCUGAGCUUGACAGAGUCUUGAAUAACAAAGAUGAUGAUGCCAAAUCAGGCAGAACUAACAGAAAGAUCGUCAAAAAGUCAGUUUCAAUGCCUAGUCUUAAUAAUGUGGUUGAUGGAGGGCUGGCAUUCGCUCACUACUGUUUCACCGGGAACGAGUUUCUUAGACUUUGUACUGGAGCAAUACCUGGGACACGAGACUAUGACAAGCAGCACUGCAAAGACCUGCAUCUUCCGCCUCCGCAAGUAGAAAAUCCUAUCUAUGGCUGGUGAGUACAGGAACCAAUAGGUAGUCAACAAUCCCCAUGUAUAAAUUUUCAAGCAUUGAACGUGGAUCUAGUCCAUGGUUGUUAGUAGAAGGUUUCUUUUCCGUUCGUUAGCAAUAUAUUUUUAUUUCAGAACCACGUAUUAUGAUAGCCAAAUACAAAAUUUGGCUUUGUUCAUAGAAGAGUAGAUGCCUAGUUAGUGAUUUCUUAUGUUGAAAAAUGAACACAAUAAACUAUUUUCUGUUGUACCGAAUUUUCGCUAAACGUACAUUUCGGCUCAAGCUGGAAUAAGCUUUGUCA